AUGCUCUUCAAGAGCGCGAUCAAGAGCGCCUUCGCGGCGCACGCGCCGCUUACGCGCACGAACUUGGCGGUCGGCGACAGCAUCCCGGCCGGCACGACGCUCGUCAAGGAGUUCCCGAACGAGUUGGUGGACGUGCCCGCGCGCCUCGCCGGCAAGAAGACCAUUGUGGUCGGCUUGCCCGGGGCGUUCACGCCGACCUGAUCCGGGCUCCAGGUCCCCGGCUACUACUCGAAAGAAGAAGAGUUGAAAGCAAAGGGGAUCGAUGAGGUGCUGGUCUACUGCGUGAACGACAUGGCCGUGAUGCAGGCCUGGUUCGACGACAUGAUGAUCAAGCCCUCGUCCAUCGUGACGCCGCUCGCGGACCCGACGCGGGCCUUCACGGCGGCGCUGGACCUCGAGAUGGAGGGCACGCCGCCGCAGCUCGGCUACGUGCGGUCGAAGCGCUUUGCGGCUGUCUUCGACGACGGCAAGUGCACGAACUUGUUCGUGAGCGCGGCGCCGGGCGACCCGGCGGGCGACGACGACCCGUCGGCGUCGCUCGUCGAGAACGUGCUCAAGAGCCUCUAG
Pelagomonas calceolata is the source of this 567-nucleotide messenger RNA. The record is from the annotation of a GenBank genome assembly. Lineage: Eukaryota; Pelagophyceae; Pelagomonadales; Pelagomonadaceae.